Messenger RNA from Scleropages formosus (Asian bonytongue), 844 nucleotides. RefSeq lists its product as uncharacterized. The record is from RefSeq and is a predicted model, not a curated record. The transcript has 4 exons. The coding region runs from base 31 to 660 and encodes 209 amino acids. Lineage: Eukaryota; Metazoa; Chordata; Actinopteri; Osteoglossiformes; Osteoglossidae.
GCUACGGCACCAGCUGAUCCCGGGUUCUGGAUGUGGAGUUGGACAUCGCACAUGGACGCCAAUCCCACUGUCUCCUUGCUGCUGCUGUACAGAAACGACCCGAUUUACUCGCUCUGCGCCCCCGAUCUGAUGAGCGCUUCCCAAAAAGUGAACAACGACUUCAUCAGGGACCAGAAGCAGCUCGUGAAGACGCUGAAGAGACUCGAGCAGCAGAAGCUGGCCCGCCUUCGGCAGCUCAAUGAGGAGAAGAAGCAGUUUGCCUUCAUCAUGAGAAAGAGACUGCCUCCGAGGGGCGCGGGCCCUUCCGCCCCUCCAUUGCUCGGCCUGAGCUGCUGCGCUGCGUCCAAAAUCUCCAUCCCAACUGGACUCUUUGUAGGCACCAGCAGCCACCAGGCCAGCGCCACCACCAUCGGAAGCAUGACGCUGAGCCUCUGUAGCAGCCGCCCAGUGGACUUGUCGACACGCUUCCAGGAACGGCGGGAGGGUCCAAAGGUGUGUGCUGCUCCCACAAGGUGUCCCUGUGAGCGUGGACGCGCCAGUAAAUGGGUGACCAGGAGCGAGAGCUUCUUACCAGCUAUGCAGCACCGCGCCGCUUGGGCCGGAACCUCACAGCACUUCAGUGGACGUGUGAGUGGUGUGAAGAAGCCAGGAAAGAACUGAGCUGAGCAGGCCUACCUGCUGACACCCACUCCCAGGUACCCUGUAGCGCUGCGGUUAAGGAUGCGGCCCAGUUGCCAAGUCAGAUUUCCGGAGUGGCUCUCGCUGCUGUGCCUUCAAGAAAAGGUGUCACUGAUUUAGUUUGUAAAAUGUCCAUCUGUGGUGUCAGCAGAACAAUAAAACGAUU